Iphiclides podalirius (scarce swallowtail) is the source of this 1401-nucleotide messenger RNA. The record is from the annotation of a GenBank genome assembly. Lineage: Eukaryota; Metazoa; Arthropoda; Insecta; Lepidoptera; Papilionidae.
AUGACCGAAGAUAGUGAUAAUGAAUGUGAACAAUCAAAGGUAGAGGAGGAAAAGGAAAUUACAGAGAGUGAAAAUGGCAUAAACGAAGACAACUCCGUCACGUUUAAAGACUUGGGUAUAGUUGAUGUAUUAUGCGAAGCGUGCGAGGAAUUGAAAUGGAAACAUCCGUCAAAAAUUCAAAAAGAAUCCAUUCCAGUGGCUUUACAAGGCAAAGACAUAAUUGGUCUAGCUGAAACGGGUUCUGGCAAGACCGGUGCUUUUGCCUUACCAAUACUUCAGGCACUUUUAGAAAACCCACAAAGGUACUUCGCUCUUAUUCUCACACCAACAAGAGAAUUGGCAUUCCAGAUUUCUGAACAAUUUGAAGCAUUAGGUGCCAGUAUUGGGGUAAAAUGUGCAGUUAUAGUGGGUGGAAUGGACAUGGUUGCACAAGCACUGAUGCUCUCAAAGAAACCACACAUUAUAAUAGCAACACCUGGGCGCCUUGUUGAUCACCUUGAAAACACCAAGGGUUUCAAUUUAAAAGCAUUAAAAUACUUGGUUAUGGAUGAAGCCGAUCGUAUACUAAACAUGGACUUUGAGGUGGAGGUGGACAAAAUAUUGCGUGUCAUACCGCGCGAACGCCGCACCUAUCUAUUCUCUGCAACUAUGACCAAAAAAGUACAGAAACUGCAACGGGCUUCCUUACAAGACCCUGUAAAGAUAGAGGUCUCAACUAAGUAUCAGACAGUGGAGAAACUGCAGCAAUACUACUUGUUCAUACCUUUGAAAUAUAAGGACGUGUACCUUGUUCACAUCCUGAACGAGCUGGCGGGCAACUCGUUCAUCGUGUUCGUGUCGACGUGCGCGGGCGCGCUGCGCGGCGCGCUGCUGCUGAGGGCGCUGGGCGUGGCGGCGGUGCCCCUCCACGGGCAGAUGUCGCAGCAGCGGCGCCUCGCCGCCCUCGCCAAGUUCAAGAGCCGCGCGCGCUCCGUGCUCAUAUGCACCGACGUGGCCUCCAGAGGCCUGGACAUUCCGCACGUGGACGUGGUGAUCAACCUGGACAUCCCGCUGCACAGCAAGGACUACAUCCAUCGCGUGGGGCGCACCGCCCGAGCGGGCAGAGCGGGGAAAUCUAUCACCUUCGUCACACAGUACGACGUGGAGCUGUACCAGCGCAUCGAGCAGCUGAUCGGCAAGCAGCUGCCUCUAUAUCACACUGACGAGGCCGAGGUGUUGGUGCUGCAGGAGAGGGUCGCAGAGGCGCAGCGCCUCACGAAGCUCGAGAUGAAGGAGCUGGAAGAGAAGAAGAGCGUGAAGGGCAAGAGGCGCGGCGCAGAAUCGGACGACGACACGGAGGAGGCGGCCGGCGUGAGGCGGCGAAUAAGGGGCAAGCCCAAGCACGCCGCCAAGAGGAAGCGA